GGCUUCCCACACUCUUUCUUUCAGCUCGUGGCUGGGCGAAUCUCACACCCAUCUCCGACGGAGAGUACUCGAGGAAUCAGCAGCUCCGGAAGUUGAAGAGCAAAGCCGCCGGCGACACUCUCCAGCAAUGUGUACCUCACGCGCCGCCGUCCUGCUCUUCUCCCUGCUCGUGAGCUCGGCCAUAUCAGCUCUCGUCUCUGCUCAGAAAUCUACCACUACUCCAUGGCGAACUCUAUCUGGGAAUCCACCAUUAGUCAUUGCAAGGGGUGGAUUUUCAGGGAUCUUUCCGGAUUCUAGCUCUGCUGCCUACAGUUUGGCAUUGAUGACAAGUGUACCUGACGUGGUAUUGUGGUGUGACGUCCAAUUAACAAAAGAUGGGGCUGGCAUAUGUGCUCCAGAUGUCAAGUUGGAGAACUCUACCAGCAUUGCAAGUCUUUUCAAGGAUAUGGGUAAAACAUACUCUGUUAAUGGUGUGCCUACUCAAGGAUGGUUCUCCAUUGAUUUCACCCUGAAUGACCUUGCUAAUCUCUGCACAGUAAUUCAAGGAGUAUAUUCUCGAACUUCUAAGUUCGAUGGCAAUCUCUUUCCAAUAUUCACAGUCCAAGAUGUGGUCAGUCAGUUGAAACCACGACCACGUGCAUUAUGGUUGAAUAUUCAGCAUGACAUGUUCUUCACGCAACAUAACUUGAGUAUGAGAAGCUUUGUGAUUUCCACGUCUAGAAGUGUAGUUAUCGAUUAUAUCUCAUCACCAGAGGUGGGCUUCUUAAGGAGCAUUGCUGGACGAGUCAGCCCAACCAGGACAAAGUUGAUCUUCAGGUUUAUGGGACAAGAUGAUAUUGAGCCUUCAAUCAAGCAGACAUAUGGUUCUCUGUUAAAGAAUCUUACGUUUAUCAAGACAUUUGCUUCUGGGAUACUAGUACCAAAGGUUUAUAUAUGGCCUGUUGAUGUCAAUAACUACUUGCAAGCUCAUACCUCUCUUGUAUCAGAUGCUCAUAAAGCAGGGCUCACAGUUUUCGCAGCUGAUUUUGUAAAUGAUGUUCCUCUUAGCUACAAUUACAGUUUCGAUCCUGUGGCUGAGACUCUAUCUUACAUCGACAAUGAUGCAUUCUCUGUAGAUGGUGUGCUCUCUGAUUUCCCGAUAACUCCAUCUGCAGCCAUUGACUGUUUUGCUUAUCCAAGCAAAAAUAGUUCGGGACAAGCUAUGCCAUUGGUUAUUUCGCUCAAUGGGGCAAGUGGGGAUUAUCCUGGUUGCACUGACUUAGCAUAUUCACAAGCUAUUUCAGACGGGGCUGACAUUAUUGACUGUCCUGUUCAAAUGUCGAAGGAUAGGAUUCCUUUUUGCUUGAGCUCCAUAAAUCUUAUAGGUAGCAGUAACGUUGCAACAACACAAUUUCGUGACCGUAUGACAACAGCUCCAGAGAUUCAGUCAGGGCCUGGGAUAUUCAGUUUUAGCCUCAACUCAAGUGAGAUCCAGCAGUUGAGACCUGUAAUUGCAAGUCCAUUUUCGCAGUACAAAAUAUUCAGAAAUCCAGCCAACAGAAAUGUUGGAAAUUUCCUAUCGUUGUCAAGUUUUCUCACCUUGGCAAAAAAUUCUUCAUCCAUAUCUGGUGUCUUGAUCAACAUAGAGAACGCUGCCUACCUUGCCAAAGAUCAGUCAUUGAGCAUAACUGAUGCUGUUCUUGAUGCUCUGAGUAAAGCUGGUUUCAAUAACCAGACAGGGAAGAAGGUUAUGAUUAAAUCCACCAACAGCUCUGUUCUGAUGAAGAUCAAAGAGAAUGCCAAUUACGAGCUUGUGUAUGAGGUUGAUGAGAACAUUCGUGAUGCCACUAACGCUACUGUUCUGGACAUAAAAGAUUUUGCCGACUCUGUGGUUGUCAAGAAAACUUCUGUCUUCCCAACAAAUGAGGCUUUUCUUACUGGUGUCACAGAUGUUGUGACAAAGCUCCAUGCCUUCAAGCUUCCCGUUUAUGUGCAAACAUUCAGCAAUGAAUUUGUGUCCCAAGCAUGGGAUUUUUUCUCUGAUGCAACUGUUGAGGUGAACUCUUUUGUCAUGGGAGGCGAAAUCGAUGGUGUGAUCACUGAUUUCCCCAAGACUUCUGCUUCCUACAAGAGAAACAAAUGUUUAGCCUUGGGCAGCAAAAUCCCUGCCUACAUGAGUCCUGUUCAGGCUGGCAGUCUCCUGGAGGUGAUACCUCGUCCAGUGUUACCACCUGCUCAAGCUCCAUACCCUGUCCUGACUGAGUCGGAUGUUGCGGAGCCGCCAUUGCCAGCCGUACAAAAAGCAUUAGCUCCCACUGCAACUGAUGGGUCCACUGCAGAAGCGCCAUCACAGGGGAAAAGUGGCCAGCCUAAACUUCCUGCUGGUAUCUUGCUUUCGAGUGUGGUGAUGCUCCUCGUGACCUUGUUUCUACUUUGAAAUUCUAUCUGGCAACUGGUGACUCGAGGCCGUAUUCGAUUUUGCCAUUUCAUUAAGCGGAUUUUUGACUGUUCUGGAGGUCUUACUUCCUGUUUAUGGAGUCAACUAUUGGAGCUUUUCCCACUUUUGACUUGAAGCAGUGAAUUGCAUUCCUUUCUUCCAUGGAUUAGGUAGAUUCGUUCUUCUUGUAAUCCACAAACUUUUUCCUCUGAGGUACAUGGUUAUUUCUCAUUCCUCUUUCUCUUUCUUUCAUUUCCUUUUUGUAAAGGGAUCAUUCUCGUGUAAUUAGUAUUGUGAGCACCGAUUGUUUUAGCCCACUAUUUUGCAUUUAAUUCGUCAUCUGCUAUUGCAGCUAA
Molecule: messenger RNA, 2772 nt
Organism: Rhodamnia argentea
Lineage: Eukaryota; Viridiplantae; Streptophyta; Magnoliopsida; Myrtales; Myrtaceae
Product: glycerophosphodiester phosphodiesterase GDPDL3
Exons: 11
Coding region: 128-2416 (762 amino acids)
Biological process (GO): lipid metabolic process
Molecular function (GO): glycerophosphodiester phosphodiesterase activity
Source: RefSeq, a predicted model, not a curated record